Tarenaya hassleriana is the source of this 3318-nucleotide messenger RNA. Its product is annotated as protein IWS1 homolog A-like. The record is from RefSeq and is a predicted model, not a curated record. The transcript has 7 exons. Lineage: Eukaryota; Viridiplantae; Streptophyta; Magnoliopsida; Brassicales; Cleomaceae. Bases 282 to 3119 code for a protein of 945 amino acids. Gene Ontology annotation, biological process: protein transport.
UAUAAUAAUGUUUUCACGCAAAGUCCCAAGUUUCUUCAUCUCCUCCCCUCCCCCGCAUAUACGCUUCCUCGGUAAGAUUCCCCAGAAAUUCCAUCCCUUCGAUCGGAGAUUUUCGCCUCACUUGGGGGUAAAAGCCCUAAUUUUCCUCUGUGGUUCAAAGGAAUCGAUCCGAUUCUCUAUUUCGAACGGCGUGAUCAAACUCUUAAUUAUGAUCCAUUUGGCCUUGAAUUGGUGGCUAAGCGAAUGAUUCAUACUAUUUCAUCAGCAAAACAGCUUUGCAAAUGGCGUCGUCACGCCUGAAGAUACUGAAGAACAAAAAGGAUAUACAGAUCAAGCAGUUGAGGAGAGAAUUGGCUCAAUUGUUGGAGUCUGGGCAGACCCAGACAGCUAGAAUUCGGGUGGAGCAUGUCGUGAGAGAAGAGAAAAUGGUGGCUGCUUAUGAGCUUGUUGGAAUAUAUUGCGAACUCCUCGUGGCACGCUUGGCUGUUAUUGAUUCACAGAAGAAUUGUCCCACCGAUCUGAAGGAAGCUGUGGCAAGUGUCUUAUAUGCUUCGCAAAGACUAGCAGAUGUCCCGGAACUCUCAGACAUUGUUAAGCAUUUCUCAGCAAAAUAUGGAAAGGAUUUUGCUACUGGUGCUGUUGAGUUGCGUCCAAAUUCUGGCGUGAGUCGCUUGUUGGUGGAGAAGUUGUCUGUAAAAGCUCCUGAUGGUCCAACAAAGGUCAAAAUUUUGAUGGAAAUUGCCAAGGAGCACAACAUCGAGUGGGAGGCGAAAUCCUUCAUGGAACCAGAUCCAAAAGACUCCGAAGUGCUGAGUGGACCGAGUUCAUUUCAGUCAGCCAGUAGAACACAUGAAGAUUCUCCAAGAGCCCCUGACAAGGAACCUCCAAACUUCCAAGCUCCACCUGCUGUCAAUGUUCAAGAUGGAUCAAGUGAAAGAAAUCAUGUCCCUGUAAACCCGUAUACACACGAUGAAAGAAAAUCUUCAACCCAUGCACACAACUUUACUCCUGAUGUUAACCUCGGGAAGACUUCAGACAGUUAUCACCCCAAUGCAAGACCGCCUGGGUAUAGGACUCAUGCAGGAGAAUAUAGGCAUCCAAAUCCAGACGAUGAGAGUAACUCUCACAGGAGCAGGCGCAAGUGUGAAAUGGAAUUUGUAGACGCCACAGAUGCUGCUCGUGCUGCCGCUGAAUCUGCUGAAAGAGCAAGUAUAGCUGCAAGAGCUGCUGCAGAACUUUCGAGCAAAGAAAGGAUGAUGAGGCAGAAUUCCACGGAUUCACAGAGCUCGCUUUCUUCUUAUAGUAACAGAAAUGAACAUCAACAUAGAGGUAGCAGCUCGAAUUUGCAGAGUGAAGGUCGUCCUUCUCCAAGAAGAAAUGGUAUGCAGUAUGAAGAGAUGGGCAGUGCCAAAAAAGAUAACUUUAGCAGGGUAAAGGCAUCAGACCAUUUUGAGGAUGAACUAUCAGAAACUGAACAAGGUAGAAGGGGUAGGCAUUCUCGGGAGAACUUGGAGAUGAGACAGACCGAUUCCUUUGCUAAAUCAAAUAGGGAGUGGCAGCCGAAUGAACACGAUCUUGAUGUUGGCUACUCGGAUGAGGUUCAAAUAAGAAAACAAUCAAGCCGUGCUUCUUCACGUUCACAUUCAAGAACCUUUCCUGAUGACCAUGCCGUUGCCUCAAAUUAUAUCAAGUCACCGAGUUUGGAGGAGAAUAUUUUUGCAAGUGCUGACAAAUACCAACCUCAGAGAAGCCCUGAGGAAACAUAUCACCAUGAUAUCGGUCAUUCUGCUGCUGCUUUUGAUGAGUAUGACUCAUUUUUUGAUAAACCUCGAUUUGACAAAGAAGGAACGUACAAUGAUAAAUCGGACUAUGGACUGGGAUCUUCUUUGCUGGGCGAUAAAACACAUGCUCGCGAAGGCACGAAUGCUUGGAGCUCGGCAGGGCACAUAGAUAAAUCUCCAGGAAAACUCAGCUCAAUCCCACAAGCUUUCCAAGAAAAGCCAACUUCCCCAGUGUUUGAUUCUACAGGUCCUGCGGUUUCUUUCCACAAGCCAGAACGGUCUGCCAAGUUUGACGAUUAUGGCCCAGAUUCUGAAAGCGAAGUUGACGAGCUAAGCAAAAAGGAUGAAAUUUCUGGUGAAAAGCCGGUAAAAGAAAGGCUGAAGUCAUCGACAUCUUGUUCAUCCCCCAGGUUUCAAGACCCUGAUGAACUGGGACAUGAAUUUUUUCCUUCAGAUGCUGAUGAGCCCGUGUAUGAUUCCGGAACACGGGAAGAAUCAGACUCAGAGACGCAGAUGGGUCUGAGGUUUGGAGCUUUAACUGGUGGUUUAAAAAAUAAAAAGACGCGCCCUCCAUACAGAAUGAGUCCAGCAAGAGACGCUACAUUGUCUAAACCGGAGAAAGAGUAUACUAAAACUGAUGUUGAUCAGUCAAUGUCAUAUUCGCCGUCGGCUUCAUCUAGAAGUAACAGGAAAGAGCUUUACACUGAGAAAGCAAGAAACUCCGAGAAAAAGACUAUCUCUGCACCUCCAGAUCCAUCUUCUAGUGAUGAGGAUUCGGAGAAGGAACUCCCGGGAAGCAAUUCUAUUAGACAGCAAGAUAGAAGAACCAAGACGCAGACCCGGGCCUCGUAUCUUCGCUCGAUUACCAGAAAUCAAGAGAUGACCGAUAAGCAAACAACAGGAGCGAGAGACCACAAGAGACCAAACGCCAAAACCCAGGCAUCAACUUUGAAUCUCCUUUCUCCAUUCAGUGACGAUGAAAACGAGAACAAAGUCCGGGAAAACACUCCACCCACCAAUGCUAAGCCGAAAAUUGAAUUCUCUCGACGAACAAAGAGUCAGGGGAAAGCUCCUGAGAAAAGUUCAUCCCCAGCAAUAGCGAAAACCGAUAAAGGGUCUUAUGGUCAACAAUCUCCGACCAAGUCACAGCCAAAAGAGCAGCCAUUGUCAGCCUCAAGCUCUCUUCCAAAGGUUGUAACAUCGGCCAACACAGAAAACGCCGAUGCUUCAUCUGUGGAGACUCCAUCAAAGGAGAGGGCCAGUCAUGUUCAUCCAAAGCUCCCGGAUUACGAUGACCUGUUGGCCACGCUCGGGUCUCAUCGUCCAAAUCGACGUUGAUCAUACUAUUAACUAGUUUGUCCAGUUUCGUCUCCUCCCAUUCUUUUCCUCAAAGUGAUACUAAGAAUGAAUUCCAUUUCCUCGUUAUUCAAUAUGAGAAGUAGAUAGAAUUGUUAUACGUUCAUACAGAUGACUUGGUGUGUAAGGGAAUAAAUGAGUUUGUUCUUGUUCAUAUUGAAGUAACAUUUUUGUGCAUGAA